UUGAAGCACUAACAAUAAAAUCACAACUUAAAGCCAAUUCAAAACCUCCACCUAAUGCAGUGCCAUCAACAGCAGCAAUUACAGGAACAGUCCUGUUCAUGAAAAUUAUAACUUCAUGUCGAAAGAAGUGUUUCCAUUAUGGUUAGAAGAUCUAUCGGAGAGAAUUGGUAGUUCUCGAAAUAGUUCUAUGCGUUCCCGAAGAAAUCGAAGAGUAUCUAAUACAAAAAGUGCACGUUUUAGACCAAUUGAAACUUCAGUCCCUAUGGAUAUAUCUCCAACAAUACCUAAUAAAGCAAAUGAUUUAUUUGAUUUACUUGAUGAAGGUAUAGAUGUACAAAAACAACAUAGGGAAAAUUCUGCCCGUUAUGGCCGUCGAGCUAUUUCUAAUGUUAAAAAUAUAUCCAAUCAAACACUUAAUUAUGUUCCUGAUAAAAUUACAAAUCAAAAAUUAAAUAAUCAAGUUACUGAAGAUUUUCUCGAACAGUCAUGGACAUCAUUAAACAUAUUCAAUCGAAAGCAAAAAGGAAGGCUUACUAAUAAACGACAAGAUCGUAUAACACCAAUGAGUUUAUCUGUUGAAUCUGAAUUAAAUACUCAAAUUCCAAAAAAUGAAUCUCAAUCACAUACACCAUUUAUAAUACCUGAACUUCCAUCUGGAUCUAUUUUAAAAUUGGAUAUAACUAGCACUUGGGGUGAUCAACAUUACGUUGGUCUUAAUGGUAUAGAAAUUUUUAACAAUGAAGGUCAAUUAAUCAAUAUUACCAAAAUUUGGGCUGAUCCAUCAGAUAUAAAUGUAUUACCAGAAUAUACAACAGAUCCUCGAAUUGUUAAAAAUUUAAUUGAUGGAAUUAAUAGAACAAGAGAUGAUAUGCAUUUAUGGCUUGCUCCAUUUACUCCAGGUGCUCAUCAUUAUAUUUUUUUGGAAUUUGAUGAUGUACAUACGAUAGCUAUGAUAAGAAUCUGGAACUAUAACAAAUCAAGAAUCCAUUCUUAUAGAGGUGCCAAAAACGUAAACAUGUUUCUAAACUCAGAGUUAAUAUUUCAAGGUGAAAUAGUUAGAGCAUCUGGUGGUAUUGUAGGGUGUACAGAUGCUUUUGGUGAUACAAUAUUAUAUACACUAGAUGAUGAUAUAUUAGAAAAUAUUGCACAAAAUGAUACAUCAUUUUCAAUAUUAUUAGAAGCUAACAAUACAGUUAACUCAAUUUCAAUUGAACCACAAGAACGUCCACUCACUGCUGAUACUGGAAUUAUUAGGCCAUUAACAUGUGCACAACCAAUUAUCACAAAUAUAUCUUCUGAUUCUUCUGAAUCCCAUACAAAAACAAAAUAUCAAACAACUGGAUCAGUAUUAUGUCAACAAUCAUUGACUAUUACUGUUAUUUCUACUUGGAAUUCAUUAGAUAAUUCAGGAUCGAUGAAUACUUUUAAUGUUGUUGGAUUACAAGGAUUAGAAGUAUUUGGAGAAACUGGUGAUGUAGUUAAAAUAGAUAAUAUUAAAUGCAACACAACCACAUCUAAUGUAAACAAACUAUUAGAAUGUAGUAUUACUGAUAAAGAUGAAGAUAUGUGGACUUGUGAGUUACCAGAUGAACCAUUAACUUUGACGCUCAACUUUUUAGCACCAGUCCAUUUGUCAGCAUUGGUUAUAUGGAAUUACAAUGGAUCAAUAGAAAAUUUAGAUUGUGGCGUGAAAUUUAUAAAACUUAAAAUUGAUGAUCGAGAAUUGGUUGAAAGAGGUACAGUACAUAUAAGGCGUGGUCCUGGACAUUGCCGAUACAAUUUUGGUCAAAAAAUUCCUUUACUUCCAAAAAAUUGUCCUACUCAAUUUAAUGAAAUUGUAACUAUUAAUCCUAAACAACAUUUAAGAAUCAAUAAUCCUGAUUAUGAACAUAUAACAGUUCCAACUGGAUUUGUUUACCAAAUAGCUUUAUUAUCAACUUGGGGUGAUCAAUAUUAUAUAGGUUUAAAUGGUAUCCAGUUAUUUGAUAAGUUGGGACAAAUCAUACAUUUGGAACCUAGAAAUAUAAGUUGUUGGCCAAGCAGUGUAAAUAUAUUACAAAGUAAUAAGAAUGAUAUACGUACACCUGAAAAACUUAUUGAUGGAAUCAACGAUACUAUGGAUGGUUCUCAUAUGUGGUUGGCUCCAAUUCUACCUUCCGAGGUAACCAAAAUUUAUAUUGUUUUUGAUGAACCUACUUCUGUAUCCUUAUUCAAAAUCUGGAAUUAUGCAAAAACUCCUUUAAGAGGAGUAAAAGAGUUUGCAAUUUUGGUCGAUGAUUUACUUGUAUACAAUGGCAUUUUAGAAUGUUUUAAUACUGCUUCAAACCUAAAUCAAUAUUCUACUGUAAUAUUUGAUAUUUCUAAAGAACAAAAUGAUUCUAUAUUAGAAUUGUCUACUGCAAAUGAAUUAAAUAGUUUGAAUAUUGAAGGCAUGGUAUUAGAUAAUGCAGUUGAUCAGUCGCAAAGACCAUUUACAUCAAUGUUACCAUCAUUGAGAUUACUAAAUUAAAAAAUCCUUAAAUAAUUAAUAAUUAAGGUUUUUAUUCUCUAAAAAUUUCAUAAACUAAUAAUAAAAAUUAAAAUAUCUAUUAUUCUUAAAUAAAUACAUUAUACAUUUGUACAGUCUUACUUUUUUAGUAUUAACAUUAUGCAAUUUUAUAUAAUUCUAAGCAAUAUAAUGUAUUCAAUAUAAGUAAGGCCAUAACUGGAAACAAAUUUUAGGGGGAGGGGGUCCAACAUUAUUAUUUAAUACAAUUUAUAGUUAAUAAACUAUAUUCACCGCUAAAAUGUUUCUACUUUUGAAAAUUUUGGGGGGGUCUGGACCCCUGGACACCCCACCACCCAGUUACGGCCUUGAAUAUAAGUAAAAAUUUACCAUUAAAAAGUACUUCUCCUAUUUUAAAAUUUAUUAUUAUAUCCUUAUGUAUAAAUAAUAAAUAUAUAAUAAAUAAUUAUGUAUAUUUUUCUGAUUGUACAUCCAACUAGACUUAUAGUUAUUAAAAAUAUAGAGAAUCAAAAAAUAUUUGGAAAAUGUAAUUUAUGAUCAAUACAAAAUA
This is a messenger RNA of Sipha flava (yellow sugarcane aphid), 3056 nucleotides long. Its product is annotated as protein KIAA0556-like. The transcript has 15 exons. The coding region runs from base 116 to 2509 and encodes 797 amino acids. The record is from RefSeq and is a predicted model, not a curated record. NCBI's taxonomy places the organism in Eukaryota, Metazoa, Arthropoda, Insecta, Hemiptera, Aphididae.